Ectocarpus sp. CCAP 1310/34 is the source of this 1042-nucleotide messenger RNA. NCBI's taxonomy places the organism in Eukaryota, Phaeophyceae, Ectocarpales, Ectocarpaceae. The record is from the annotation of a GenBank genome assembly.
UUCGUGGCCGCUCUAGCGUUGCGAAGGGCCGCUCAACCAAGGCAGAUCGAUCGACCGUCGUAUCAUGCAGCCCUUGAUCGACGAAGGCGUGCCGCCUCGUGUUGAAGCUCCUUUCCCUACUCCUGCUGCUGCUGCUGCAGCAUCACCCGGUGCUGCUACCGCUGCUGCUGCUGCUAUUCUCCCUCCCGCUUUCCACAUGCAUGGCGCGGCGCUGGCGCUGUCCGGAACCAACCCGCCGUUUGUUGGAUCGGCGGUAUUCGAGGCCUUCCAAACUUCUCAAACAUCGGACACCGGAAGUAGUAGCGGCAGCGGCAGCAGCAGCAGCGCCGCUUUCCUCGACCUACAUGGCGCAACCACCCCUCUCAGCGAACUUCCCGCGGGGUCCGAGCAUCUCGGCCCGCAUGAUGGUGUCCUGCCCUCGCCGACGUUGGCCGGGCGCAAGCGUUCGCAGCCCACGGGGGGCUGGAGCUCGUCGAACGAUGGCAAUGACCAGGAGAGAGCCACUGCAGGCGCCGCCAGCAGCAGCAUGUGCAUGCGGCGCAAUCAAAAUGAUCAUUCCGAGGCCAGGCCCUCGAGGUUCAUCAUGCAAGGGGCCGCCGCCGCUGACGCCGCCGCUGGUGUGGUCGGAGUUAAGGGAGAAGUGGGCGAUGGCUUUCUUGCGGCUGGUGGUGGCAGCAGCGGUACCACCUCCAGCGGAGCCAGUAGGGCAGAAGAGAUGGAACUCGAUGUAGGCGAUACGCCGGUUGCCUACCUCCGGGCAGCCACCAGCCAGCAGCUCCGGGAUGAUGCUACGCGUAGCACUAGCAGCGAAGUUCCAGCGGCAACCUUUGUCGCUGAGCCAAGCACGUCGGGUCCUGCAGUAGUUGUUCCUGCCGCUACGACAGAGACAACCCCUGCUGCUGCUGCUGCUACUGCUGCUGCUGCUGCUGCUGCUGCCGCCGCUGUCUUUGUGCCCGGGGUGGCGGCUACUGCUGAUGCAGACAACGGGAGCGCUGCUGACCCUGUGUCCUGCCUGGGCGACUACAACUUCAGUUUCGAGUAG